GUCAAAUCAGGCGAACCCACUUCCCUCCUCCUCCAAAUUGUCUGUCUUUGUAGUACCACAAGGCAGCAGUGAGUGCAUCACUGGAAACGUGGAAGUGCGCAGGAGCCGCGCAUGGAAAUCGAAGGGAAAGAAGGAUCUAAGCAGCCAAAGGAGCAUCUGGUGGAUCUCUACCGCUGAACCAUGAGAAUCUAGUCGACAUUUCUCUAAGAAAGGGGAAUAGGUGCCCGAAAAGAGCCUGUCAAUCAGCGUCGAUGCGCGCAGCCAAAAAUGACGACAGUGGGACAGUGAUUUUCUUCCUCCGGCUUGUCAUUUUUUACAGUCAUAUGCUUGGACGCAAUUCAUCUCCUAUGUAUACAGAUCACAAAGGAAGGACUGGAAACCGAAUAAUUUCCAACACAGCCGCAAGUGCGCACAGAGACGUUUCAUCCUGGAAACCGUUUCCAGCGACUAAUUACGCAAAGAUAUUGGUGUUUUAUGGGCCGUUAAAGGAUUUUGAACUUUCGCAUGAAAACUUACUUUGUGAGUACAGUUUUGAACAGGUCGAUAUAGCCCCAACCUUCACGGGCGAUGAGUAGUCGACGCAGCAACUGAUAAACCUGUAAAACCUGGACUGCGACUGGCGCGUUUGGAUACCUUAUCCUGUGCGUCGCUUAUUUUAUUUUUUUUUUCAUAUGGCUUCUGUCUUCGGGGUUUGUAAACUACUGGUACAUUAUUGAUAUUUCAUGGCUGUAGAGUGUACCAACACUAGUGCGUGGCGAAAGUGGACGGUGCAAGACUAAUUGGAGCGAAGACAGCGCACUUUUAUCGCCUUAUUUCCAAACAGGAGACAUUGCGCACGGGCAUUCACGACUGCAGCAACUAGCUACAACCCAGACUUUUUUUUUUUAAUCAUUGAAUCCUUUGUUGUUUCUUUCGCUGCUGUCAUCGUAGUAUGUCUGCACUUCGAAAGAAAUUUGGGGACGAUUAUCAGGUAGUGACCACCUCAUCUAGCGGGUCUGGAUUCAAUCAGCAUCCCCCAGAGAAAAAGAGGAAGAGGCAGCGGUUCGUGGACAAGAACGGGCGAUGUAACGUCCAGCAUGGGAACCUGGGUGGUGAAACCAGCAGAUACCUCUCAGACUUAUUCACAACACUCGUAGAUUUGAAAUGGCGCUGGAAUCUAUUUAUUUUCAUCCUCACCUACACUGUCGCUUGGCUCUUCAUGGCCUCUAUGUGGUGGUGCAUUGCAUACAUCAGAGGAGACCUCAACAGAGCCCACAAUGACAAGUACACUCCAUGUGUGGCCAAUGUCUAUAACUUUCCCUCAGCCUUUCUCUUCUUCAUAGAGACCGAGGCCACAAUAGGAUAUGGUUACAGAUACAUCACAGACAAAUGUCCCGAGGGGAUCAUUCUCUUUCUUUUCCAGUCGAUCCUCGGAUCGAUCGUCGAUGCCUUUCUGAUCGGCUGCAUGUUUAUCAAGAUGUCUCAGCCCAAGAAAAGGGCCGAGACUUUGAUGUUCAGUGAACAUGCGGUGAUUUCUAUGCGAGAUGGAAAACUAACUCUCAUGUUCAGGGUCGGCAACCUGCGUAACAGCCAUAUGGUGUCUGCACAGAUCCGCUGCAAAUUGCUGAAAUCUCGCCAGACGCCCGAGGGUGAGUUUCUUCCGCUGGAUCAGUUGGAGUUGGAUGUGGGUUUCAGUACCGGGGCAGACCAGCUCUUUCUCGUCUCACCACUCACGAUCUGCCAUGUGAUUGACACCAAAAGCCCCUUCUACGACCUCUCCCAGAGGUCCAUGCAAACAGAGCAGUUUGAAAUUGUGGUGAUACUAGAAGGAAUAGUAGAGACUACAGAUAUAGCCACGUGCGGGGGAACCUUGUUGAUGAGUGGUUAAAGAUGCACACACUGUGACCGCGAAGUUCCUGGUAAGAUUUGACAACCUAUGUCACCCCUUCUCCCUUCUCUAUAUUCUAUCAAGUAAAGGGAAAAACACCACAAAAGAAUCUUAAAAUAAAGACAUAGCCAGGUGUAUCUAGUACAGAGUAUAAAAAAUGUGUACAGAAAGUAAUCUGAAGUUGUAUGAGUGCUUGUUUGGUUUCACUUUUUGACACAUACUGUAUGUUAACUGUUGUUACCAACACCCCUAACUGGCUGGGAGUGACAACACUGCACACCACACAUCUGAGGUGUUUCUUCCUCACAGGUGUGAUGUUCUGCAGUCGCAUGUUCCCAGCAGCAAACAGCAGCGGCGAUAGGAUAGGAUAGAUCCCCCCGUUGUGUGUGUGUUUAUGACAAAAUGCUCAUAUGAUACAGAAUGUGGUGCCAUGAAGAUGACACGGAUAUAAAACACUGCAAUAUACUGUAAGAGUGAUAGAUGAUAGAGGAAGAGAAAAUUACCCUGUGCUUUAAUAAUGUUGAUAUUUGUAAUAUGAGCUCUGGCCUUCACUGAUGACAAGUCACCAAAAUAUAUGAUUUACCCACAAAAACAAAGGCACUCUGAGCUGCGGUUUUGUGUUGUAAAAGGUCAUGUUUCAGGGACAGUAAAACCAUUGUGAUCUGACUCUGGAGCCAUAUGGAUCAUCUGACCCUGCCCUCAGUGGAAAAUCCAUUUUGAGCAGUUUUUCUUUUACCGUCGUGAUCUAAAAGAGAGACUUUUGUUUUAUGUUAUAAUUGUUACUUUUGACUCAGAAGUGAAAAGGUUUAUGGCUGCCGCUUGCACACAUUCCUACAGUUUUGUUUCCAUAGAAACACUGAGUCCCGGGCAGGCGUGUAUUUUAGAGUUACAUAAGCCUUUACCAGUAAUACGAAAUACACACCGACAUGGGUAUUCGCAUUUGACUGGAUUCCUAUUUUUAGGAAUUUUAUUCAGUAACAGAACAUUUCUUAUUAUUUUAUACUCAGGCUAUUUUUAGCUGUUUAACUGUACUCUGUUAACAUCUUUUUCUUCUACAUAACAAUUUCCAUCACAAAUCGAACUGUGUCGUGGCCUCAGUGAAAGUCGAGGCGCACAGUUCGUUACCAUUGCUGUGUCAGUGCCAUGAAUGUGGGUGCUGCAGAAACAGCUGGUCUUUAGCAACACAAUUGUACAUGUGUCAUGCAAUCAUGUCUAUAAUUGUGCUUGGCUCAGGCAUCAAACAUUGAAUAACGUAUGGAAAUUAAAUGUAUAUUAAUGACCAUGAUUAAGUCUAGUGCCAUUGUUAGUUUUAUGAAGAAGGGUACAGUUGAUUAGACCAUCUACAUCAGUGAGAGUGUUGAGAAUCAGGCUGAAUAGGGAUUCAGCCCCAGGCCUGCAGGGUUCAUGGGUUUCCAAAGGUCUUACAGCAACUCCUACACCAUCUGCAGGAACAAUAGAGCAUUAUUAAUAGAUGUAAGAUGAAGCUAUUUGGGUCUUUUGUAUUACUGUGGCAACCUUUUGCCUCAGGCACAGUUUCAUUUCACUUGUUCCAACCUUUUUUCUUCACUCCUGUAUGUACUGUAUGGAUGUCCAGUUAACAUUGCAGCGAUGACUGUACUAUUUGAUAAAGCAGGUACUGUAUGGCUGACUUCUGGUGGUGAUUAAGUUGCUGUUAUAAAUCACAACUGAAAGCAUUUUACACCCCAGUUUUCUCAGAAUCAGUAUAUGUAAGCCUGUCGAUGAUCAAAUGGUGACUAUAUUUUGGCUGGAGGCAUCUUAAAAGGUUCACAAUGCAAUAAGAUUUCCAUUCACACUUAACUCUCAAUCACUUUGGCCCUAAAGUUCUCAUUAGCUUUGCCUGCUUUAUUCACUGCAGCAUACUUCCAUAUGCCUAAAGGCUCCGGGACUCUGAGGCAAUAGUGCAGAAGUAAUACUUUGAAUACCCCAAACACACUUGAUGUUCAGUCUCUUGCACAUCUGCGAUUGUGUACAGAGCUGUUAUCAGUGAAUUAUUUUAUGACCUUGGGAAUCGGGUGGAAUCACAGAUGCCUCUAGUUGCGAUGAUGACAUCCACAUCUCACUGCUUCGUCUUAGUUUGAACCCAACUAUCGCUGCUAGAACAAUAUUAAGUUGGUAAUUAAAACGUGAUAAUAACCUACUGCAGUCACUGAUUUCCUAAUGGAUUUCAACAAGUCUUAACAUGAGGACUCCCAGCCAUUUCUCUAUGCUAAAAUAAGGGCUUUUUGGACUGAUAUAACCACUUUAGUGGUUUGUUUUAGAUGUAAACCUAAUUAUAGUUUUUCUUUCAGUAAGAAAUGAAAAUAGUUUUUUCAGCCGAAUGUUAACUAAUGCACAGGCAGCUAUGAUAGCAGCUGCUCAAUAAUGGUGACGAGUAAUCACUAAUAAGUAUCCAAUAACUUUGCAUGGGAAAAAAAUGUUGUUGAUCAUUAAUUCAAAUGAUUUUGCUAAUUGCAUUCAUUUGGGAGUUUUUAAGCAGGGAUUUAAUUCAGAGUCCCCUGUGAGGGAAAAUUUAUUUUUGAGUGUAUCAUAAUCUGCUUUUUUGUGCUAAGCAGAGCAUAGUUACGGGUACACACACACAAACCCAGAACAUGCGAAAUAGGAUGUUUUAUUUUAAUUAAAUAAUCUCAAAAUGACAGAAUUGUUUCGACGCAAACGUUUUGAACAUCACACUCCUUUUGGUUUUUCUCAAGCUGAGCAAUGUUAUGUAACAGUUACUGUAUGUAUCUUUUUGUGUUCUGGAUUAAAUUGGAUUCCCUUCAUUGUGUCAGAAAGCUCCAAAAAAACUUUAGAGUGAGCUAGACCUCCUGAAGCUUUUUCUGCAGCCGUUACUCCUGUGGCUUUGCCUCUCCAGCAAUUUGAUUAUCUUAAUCCUCUAUCUUUUGUAGCUACUAGCCAAGCUUAAGGUAUGGACUGAACUGUUAAGUAGCAUAAGAGGUGAUAUGGAAAAAACCUGUGGUUUUUUACUAGAAGCACAGAAUAUUAUGGGUUGUUCUCUGUCUUGGCUUUAACCUGUUUUGUAUGCAUUAAUGCGGAACCUCAGGUAAACAGAAAAUAUUAAAAACUAUUAAUAAAUAUAUUGAUAUCAGAUUUACUCUGUGAAUAUAUGACAAGUGCAUUGGCAGUUCCUUAUGAACAGUCAUUUCAAAAUGAAUUGGGUCUUUUAUGAUUAAAUAAUUAGUCAUUCUUAUAAAACACACAGCAAAUAACUUAAGUUCAGGCUGGAAACUGCUCAUAAACAUCACGUUUUGACUGAAAAAUCAAUUAAGCUUUUUAUUUAGGCAGCUGGCUCUGUAAUACAGUAAGUACAUAUUCAUUGAGACACUUUUGUUUGCAAUAUUGUUUGCUUUGUGAUCUGAAAAUGGCAAGAAUCGUGGUGAAUACCCUACUGUUGAUUCUUAUGGAACAGUGCCAAACAUAUAAUUAAAUCAGUGCUCUGUUGUUUAGAACUAGAGUCAUGAAACAUUUCAUCUUAAAAUGUUGGUCUUUACUGUGUUUGGCAACACAAUGACACAUAAUUUGUCAUAAUUUUUGAAGAAAUAAAUCUGACAAUUCCUCCAGUGGAUGGUCUUUAUGUUUUUUUUCUCUU
Siniperca chuatsi (mandarin fish) is the source of this 5474-nucleotide messenger RNA. RefSeq names its product potassium inwardly rectifying channel subfamily J member 3a (gene kcnj3a). NCBI's taxonomy places the organism in Eukaryota, Metazoa, Chordata, Actinopteri, Centrarchiformes, Sinipercidae. Gene Ontology annotation, cellular component: plasma membrane. Gene Ontology annotation, biological process: potassium ion import across plasma membrane; regulation of monoatomic ion transmembrane transport. Bases 932 to 1867 code for a protein of 311 amino acids. The record is from RefSeq and is a predicted model, not a curated record. Gene Ontology annotation, molecular function: G-protein activated inward rectifier potassium channel activity. The transcript is spliced from 3 exons.